Messenger RNA from Adelges cooleyi (spruce gall adelgid), 3897 nucleotides. RefSeq names its product neuronal PAS domain-containing protein 2-like. Gene Ontology annotation, molecular function: RNA polymerase II cis-regulatory region sequence-specific DNA binding; DNA-binding transcription factor activity, RNA polymerase II-specific; protein dimerization activity. The coding region runs from base 305 to 3295 and encodes 996 amino acids. NCBI's taxonomy places the organism in Eukaryota, Metazoa, Arthropoda, Insecta, Hemiptera, Adelgidae. The record is from RefSeq and is a predicted model, not a curated record. Gene Ontology annotation, cellular component: transcription regulator complex; aryl hydrocarbon receptor complex; cytoplasm. The transcript is spliced from 15 exons. Gene Ontology annotation, biological process: regulation of transcription by RNA polymerase II.
UUUUUCAAUCUGCUUCUCAAUGUCGAGCGUUUUGCUACCGCCGGCGGUCGUUCCGAACGGUUUUCCGAGCAACAUGUGUCGCCGUCGUCCUGCACGCGCCGCCGAGUUGAGUGCGGUUAGGGUCGUCUUGUGAACGAAUUUCAACGGGUCUUUUCUCGCGUACUAUUUUUUAUUAUAUUUGGUUUUACUCUACCGGUCGACUAUCUAUUGUGUGUUCGUCGAUACGGGUCCGAAACUGGCGUAUUACCGACGGGACGCCGUCACCGCGUACUUGCCGCCGCCAAAAGCCGACGCCGACGAACCGAUGGAGCCCGGCGGAUGCGCGGCCGCCGGCCCGUCGGCCGUCUAUCACCGCAACAGUUACACGUCCGUCGCCGUGCCGCCGACCCAGUCCGCCUAUCACCAUCACCGCAACAACCCUUAUGCCUAUCACCAUCGUUUCAGCGGUGCCGCCGCCGCCGCCGGAUAUCACCACCAGCACCUGGUGUCCGCGGCCUCUUUGUCGGCCACCGCCACCGUCUAUGACAACUGUACUGCUUCUUCGACGCUGUCCUCUCCGCCGCCGUUGCAAAUGCCUCCGGUCGCUUCUUACUGCAUGCAACAACAACAACAACAACAACAGCAGCUUCUUAACAACAACAAUAACAACAAUAAUAUGCCGUCUCCGCCUCCGGCCAUUCCCAUACUGUACAAUCAACAACAUCACCAUAAAAUCGCCAACAACAACAUACCGGUAUCACCGCCGGCGGCGUCCGCUGCGUACCACCAGGCCGCCGCGGUACCGCCGCAACAGUACCACGACUGUUACGGCGUGCCCGCGUACCCUUCGGUCGACGAAAUGGCACCACAACAACAACAACAACAACAGUACCACGUCCAACAGCCAGCGCAGCCGCCGCCGCCAACAAUCCUCCAGCCUCAACAACACCAGUUAAUGUCACCGCCGGAGACGCCUCCACAAUACAUGCACCUCCACAACGACGAUUACAGCAUGUCUUCGUCCGACUUUAACAAAUCAAGCAGAGCUCAACGAAAUUUGGCCGAAAAACAGCGGCGGGACAAAUUGAAUAAAUACAUAAACGAGCUGUCCACUCUGGUGCCGUUGGUUUCUAGUUCUCCGAAAAAAUUGGACAAGACCAGCGUGCUCAGGCUCAGCGCGACCUGGCUGCGGCUUAACCAAAUGUUAACGGCGUUCAAAGAACAAAGAGAAAAAUUGCCCAACUACCUGAAUUCGGUGAACCUCUGCGAACUGCUGAUGGACGACAGAGACAUCUACCUGUUGGUCACGUCUACUGGGAAAAUCGUGUUCGUUUCGCACACCGUGGAAAACAUUCUGGGACAUUCUCAAAGAGAUUUAAUGGGCCAUUCGCUGUUAAAUAUCACUUGUCCGGAAGACCACGACGAACUCCGCAAUAACCUCAAGUACACGAUGGACGACCAACAGCCGUCCAACAAUAUGGUCGCCGCCACCCAGGACCAAGUCGACGGCGUUGUCUCCAUGCCAGAAGGAAAGCGCAACCGACGGUUCAACAUACAGCGUCGUUCUUUCUACAUGCGUUUGCUCAAACGGGCCGUUUCUCGCGGCGAACAACCCGAAUACGAGUUGGUGCACGUGGUGGGCACGCUGAUGAUACCCAAUAAAGCGAAAGCUACCAAAGAUGCCGUGCUAAGCGGCAACGACAUCGUACUGAACGCCGUGGUGAGACUGUACAACGAACGUCGGGUUACCGAAGUGUCCAUGUUGGAAGCCACCCGGGAAGAGUACAUCACCAGACACCAUAUCGAUGGCCGUAUCAUUUAUGUCGACCACAGGAUAUCGGUCGUAUCCGGUUUCAUGCCUAGUGAAGUGUCCGGAAAAUUAGCGUUCACCUUUAUGCACAAAGACGACGUACGCUGGGUGAUGAUCGCUCUCAGACAAAUGUAUUUCAAAGGCGAGAGUUACGGCAGUAGCUGCUAUCGUCUGAUGUCGAAAAAUGGCGAAUUCGUCUACAUGAAGACUUACGGUUACCUGGAGUUGAACUCGAACGAGGAUUCGAUUGAAUCUUUUAUUUGCGUCAACACGCUCGUCAGUCCCGAGGAGGGCAAGAAAGAAAUAAUCAAAAUGAGAGAAAAAUUCACCCCGCUCAUACGCAAUCGGACCGAACCCGGUAUCGCUGCGAUCUCCGGCGAUCAAUCCAUGGAAGCCGAUUCUACGACGUCGCUGGAGCACGCCUCCACCGAAGAUCCCAAAACGUUGGACAUUGUUGUGGAACAAAUGAUCGCCAAUAUUCCUGCUCCGGCUAUUGACAACGUCAAGGAAACCGCGCAGAACAUGGGACCGCUGCCGGACAGUCAGUUCAUAAAGGUGGCGAUGCUGUCUAAGUCUUUGCCUCCCGUGUCCAAGUCGCCCAACAUGCCCAAGAUCGACAAGCGGUCCUCGUUAUCGCCACAACCUAUUGCCGUCAAGCCGCCGACACAAGACAGGCCGUCUGUGCUCAGAGUGGCGCCACCGAUGGCCCGGCAGCCGGUGGUUGUAUACAGUCCGCAAGCCGACGAGGCCAGCGCUGAAAAAGAUCGAGAGUACUACGAACGGCGGGGUGAAAUACUGGUUCAUUCCAAGCGGCAAAACGACAUGGAGUUACCCGAGACGGCUACGAAAAAGGCAAAAAUCGUGCCGGACUCGCCCGUUGAGUCACCCGCCUGCAGCCUACAAGACAGCAGUUGUCAGUCCGAUUACCAACUAAACCCAAACGACUUUGUGUCUUUAGACGGUCUUUCCACUUUUGAUGAUACGCCGUCCCAGUUCGACACUCACAGCGUUGACGAACACGACAUAGAUCUAGAUCCUUUAACCGAUGACAAUAUUAUGCCUGGUCUCUCACAUAUAUCGUUCCAACAAAUACUAACUGACAACAAUGGCAAACCAGUCAAUAGUCUAUACUUGCAAUCCGAGAAAUUCAGCGCGUCUCUUCAGUACGACCCAAACGGUCUUUACAACGACGAAACCCUCUCGGACAUUAACCAUAUACCCCUCAUGCAAGUAUUAAAACAAGAAGGAGACAUUGAAAACGACAUGCUCGAAAAAGAACAGCGCAAUUUAAAUAUAAACAUCGAACGACAAGGUGUCCAAAUUCACAAUAUACAAUCUGAUUUGGAGUCGUUGCCUUCCAGGGCGGACGCUCACUUUUUGACAACCAAUUUUUCCACACUGAAAACCGAGCACGAAAAACAGAAACAAAUGUUGCGGUCGCUGAAAGAAGGACGACAAAAUAUACUUAACAGUCCCGUUGGAUUUCAACCGAACAUUGGCGUCUAAUCGGCCGACGUUUGUUGUUAAUAUUAUGACUAUUUAUCUUUCCGUUUGACAAAAAAUUAAAUUAAAAAAAAAUAUUUAAGUGAGUGAGAUUACUAGUACUUCAAUUAACUGUAAACAAACAAAUUAAAUUUCAAAAUUUGUUGUAUUUUUUAUUAUUAUUGUUAAUAUUAUCGUUACAGUUAAAAAUUAUAUUGCCGCGGUAUAUUCUCCCGGACAAGCGUGACAAAUCGGGGAAAUUUAUCAUAUUCGUUAAGAUAUUAUUAAUAGUAAUUAGAGUUAAGUUUGUAAAAAAAAAAAAGAUAGAGUUAUAUGUAUAAAAAAAAACCCUUUCCCUUGUAAAUUAGCUGUUUGUUAAUUUUUUUGUAUAAAACUAUUUUUAAUUUUUAUAACGUUUUGCUUCUUUUAUUUGCCCCCCACCCCCCUGAGUUACUGUUAUUAUAUCAUUAAUAUUAUUAUUAUUAUUAUUAUUAUUAUUAUUAUUAUAUUAUUAUUUUAUUAUUAUAUUUUUAUUAUUAUUAUUAUUAUUAUUAUUAUUACUACUACUACUACUACUACUAUCGUUACCUAGUAUUUGUAUGAGAUCCCCAAGUAGAUUUUUUUUU